GAAAUUGGAGCAGCUACAAGCACAAGGAGAGGAACGAAAGGGAGGGAGGAGAGAAAAGAGGAUAAUAGGAGGAGGAAGAGGAAAUGGGUGGCACUGUGAAAGCGGUGGCUGUCAUCUCAGGGGCCGACCCCAAUAUAAGGGGCACUCUUCAGUUUGUUCAGGACCCUAGUAGAGGAGCUACCCAUGUCAAAGGGAGGAUAAGCGGGCUCCGUCCAGGCCCUCACGGCUUCCAUAUUCACUCCCUCGGCGACACCACCAACGGCUGCAAUUCCACUGGACCUCAUUUUAAUCCAUUGAAGAAAGACCAUGGAGCUCCUUCUGAUAUGGAGCGCCACGCAGGAGAUUUGGGUAAUAUUGUUGCUGGUCCAGAUGGUGUUGCUGAGGUUUCAAUCAUUGACGUGCAGAUUCCACUGAGUGGACAGCAUUCCAUACUGGGGAGGGCAGUUGUUGUCCAUGCAGAUCCUGAUGAUCUUGGAAGAGGUGGACAUGAACUUAGCAAGACAACAGGAAAUGCUGGUGGAAGAGUUGGAUGCGGUAUCAUUGGGCUUCAGUCAUCAGUCUAAAGACCAAUUGCUACAUCUAGUUCAUGCAGUCCAAGCUCGAAGACAUCAAAACUUUGUUUUGCUUCCCAGUAAUACAUGUGUGAUAAAUGUUUUUCUCCUUUAUGGGUAAAGGGAUUCUUUUUCUGAAAUGAAAGUUGUAUUUAGUUGCAGUUGCAACUUUUCUAGAAACUGUGGCAUUGUAAACUCCUCCUUGUACCUGCAAAAGGCCUUCGUGUUUUGCAUCACAUGGCCCUCCUAUUAAUUGUCUUAGGAAGUGAGCUCAUAAUGAAGUGUCAUCAUAUUGAGAAUCAAA
This is a messenger RNA of Diospyros lotus (date-plum), 855 nucleotides long. RefSeq names its product superoxide dismutase [Cu-Zn] 2. The transcript is spliced from 7 exons. Gene Ontology annotation, biological process: removal of superoxide radicals. NCBI's taxonomy places the organism in Eukaryota, Viridiplantae, Streptophyta, Magnoliopsida, Ericales, Ebenaceae. Bases 84 to 563 code for a protein of 159 amino acids. The record is from RefSeq and is a predicted model, not a curated record. Gene Ontology annotation, molecular function: copper ion binding; superoxide dismutase activity.